AUGGCUUUCAACCUGAAUAACUCGGCACAACGCCGUAGCAAUCCCUUUACUCGAACCGGAUCUCCCUCUCCAUCAUCACCAACCCCUCUCAACCGAAGCAGACCAAAAUCUGCCCUGUUUUCUUCACCACCACCGCCGAGUGUGUCAACACCAUCGCCUCAUGGCCGGUCGCAGUCCAACAGCUCAUAUGGGACGUCGUUGGUCGCGACAGGAAACGCAGCCAGACACCAUAGAAACGAGUCGAGAAAUGGAACGCCCACUUCGAAUACGUUUGCACCUUCGUUUAUUAAGUUGGAGGAGAUGAGACGAGAACAUGACACGGUAAAGGGCAUCGAAGGGGAGAAUGACUUCUCUGGUAAACGCUAUGUGUGGGUUAGGGAUUCACAACAUGCAUUUAUAAAGGGAUGGGUUGUCGAAGAGCUGGGCAAUGGCCGCAUCCUGGUGCAAACAGAUGAUGGAACUCAACGGGAACUCGACGCCGAAAGUGUCGACAAAGUUAAUCCUGCCAAGUUCGAUAAGGCAAACGAUAUGGCCGAGUUGACCCAUUUGAACGAGGCUUCAGUCGUCCAUAACCUUAAAAUGAGGUAUCAAUCAGAUUUGAUUUAUACAUACUCGGGACUCUUCCUCGUUACGGUCAAUCCUUAUUGCCCAUUACCUAUUUAUACCAAUGAGUACAUCAACAUGUACAAAGGCAGAAGUCGGGAAGAUACCAAGCCACAUAUUUUCGCCAUGGCUGACGAAGCCUUCAGAAAUUUGGUGGAAGAGGGUCGAAAUCAGAGUAUCCUAGUAACAGGUGAAUCCGGCGCUGGCAAAACGGAAAAUACCAAGAAAGUCAUCCAGUACCUUGCGGCCGUGGCCCCAUCCGAGACUUCUGUUCGAAGCAAAUCGCAACACACCAAUCUCUCACAACAAAUUCUCCGAGCAAACCCUAUUCUAGAGGCAUUUGGAAACGCGCAAACGGUUCGAAAUCAUAACUCUUCGAGAUUCGGAAAGUUUAUCCGCAUUGAAUUCAACAGAAAUGGAGCUAUUGCCGGAGCAUUUAUUGAUUGGUAUCUCCUUGAAAAAUCACGAGUUGUUCAUAUCAACCCCCAUGAGCGGAACUACCACAUCUUUUAUCAGCUUCUGAAGGGCUCCAGCAAUCGCGUCAAGAGUGAUUUGCUUCUGAGCGGACUGGAUACCCAGAAUUUCGCGUAUACAAGAAACGGACACGAUACGAUUGUUGGCGUGUCCGAUAAAGCAGAAUGGGACUUGUUGAUGGAAGCGUUCGAUGUGAUGGGUUUCUCUGACGAUGAACAACUAUCGAUUCUUCGUACAGUUGCAGCAGUGUUGCAUUUGGGCAACAUCGAGGUCGUCAAGGAAAGCCGCGCGGCUGAUCAAGCACGAUUGGCGCCAGAGUCGAAACAAGUGGUAACAACUGUGUGCAAACUUCUCGGUGUGCCAGUAGAUCCUUUUAUUCGAGGACUGCUGCACCCGAAGGUCAAAGCCGGACGAGAGUGGGUUGAGAAGGUCCAAACCCCGGAACAAGUACGACUUAGUCUAGAUGCCUUGUCCAAGGGUAUUUAUGAACGAGGAUUUGGCGAUCUCGUCUCUCGAAUCAACCGCCAGCUUGACAGAACAGGCAUGGGACUUGAUGAUUCGCACUUUAUCGGUGUCCUCGAUAUUGCUGGCUUCGAAAUCUUCGAGGAGAAUAGCUUCGAACAGCUGUGCAUCAACUACACCAAUGAGAAACUUCAGCAAUUCUUCAAUCAUCACAUGUUUGUCCUUGAACAAGAGGAAUACGCACGCGAACAGAUUGAAUGGCAGUUUAUUGACUUUGGCCGAGACUUGCAGCCAACAAUUGAUCUUAUUGAGCUGCCAAAUCCAAUCGGUAUCUUUUCUUGUCUCGAUGAGGAUUGUGUUAUGCCAAAGGCUACGGAUAAGACUUUCACAGAGAAGCUGCAUUCACUUUGGGAUAAGAAAUCCACCAAAUAUCGACCUUCUCGCCUUGGACACGGCUUCAUCCUCACACAUUACGCUGCCGAAGUGGAAUAUUCCACCGAAGGCUGGCUGGAGAAGAACAAAGACCCACUGAAUGAUAAUAUCACACGUCUGCUUGCCUCUUCGUCCGACAAACACGUUGCUGGCCUAUUUUCCGACUGUGCUGCAGCAGAUGAGGAUAUUGGUGGCAGCCGAAGCCGAGUAAAGAAGGGACUGUUCCGCACUGUUGCCCAGAGACACAAGGAGCAGCUUCACAGUCUAAUGACUCAACUUCAUUCAACACAUCCUCACUUUGUGCGAUGUAUUCUACCCAACCACAAAAAACGGCCAAAGCAGUUCAAUAAUCUUCUCGUUCUCGAUCAGCUACGCUGCAACGGUGUUUUGGAAGGUAUCCGAAUUGCUCGAACAGGGUUUCCCAACAGACUUCCUUUCACGGAGUUUCGCCAGCGAUAUGAAGUGCUCUGCUCAAAUAUGCCUACAGGUUACCUUGAAGGCCAAGCUGCUGCGACAAUCAUGCUGGAGAAGCUUGGCCUCGACAAAACACUAUAUCGUGUCGGCCUUACAAAGGUGUUCUUCCGGGCAGGCGUUCUAGCAGAAUUGGAAGAGCAGCGCGAUGCCCUGAUCACGGAGAUCAUGGCCAGGUUUCAGUCCGUUGCCAGAGGCUUCAUCCAACGACGUGUCGCAUACAAGAGGCUUUUCCGAACUGAAGCCACGAGAAUUAUUCAGAGAAACUUCAACAUAUACCUGCGCCUAGUUGAAAACCCGUGGUGGCAACUCAUUGUGAAGAUGAAACCCUUGCUGGGAGCUACUCGUACUGCAACCGAAGUUAAAAAGCGAGAUGCCAUGAUCAAGCAACUCAACGAAAAGAUGCGACUUGACGAAAAAGUGCGGCAGAAGUUGGAAGAUGACCGUCGCAAUACUCAUACGGAGAUGGUUCGAAUCCAGCAGACACUGGAGAGCGAGCGUGCACUUGCAUUGGACAAAGAGGAGAUCUUUAAACGACUGCAAACCCGUGAGGCCGAGCUUGAGGAGAAGCUUUCUGGUGCCAUUGAUGACCAAGAGAGACUCGAGGACCAACUUGAUGAACUCAUGGAAGCCAAGAGUCGAGCAGAAGAGGACGUCGAAAAAUUCCGACAUCAACUCGAACAAGCUGCAGGGCUAAUUGCUAAGCUGGAGGAGGAAAAGAGCAAGUUGUCAGCAAAGUCUGUAGAACUGGAGAACGCGGUCAAGGAAAUCUCCCGGAAGCAGUCUGAGCGCAGCGAGCAAGAGGCCGCCCUUGCCGAUGAGAUUAAGGUCCUUCAAAGCCAAUUAAGUGUCAAAGAUCGCAAGGUACAAGAUUUGGAAGGCAAACUGCUUCAGCUGGACCAAGACACGGAAGUAAAGUUGCGUGCUGCUCAAAAAGAGGCGGAAGCCGCCAAAUUGCGAGAAUCCCGUCUUAGUCAAGAGAACAAGGAUGUAAAGCACCAGCUCUCCCAACUCUCCAAGACUUCAACUGAUUAUGAAGAUUUGGUUAGAAGCAAGGAGAGCGAGUUGGCUCUGCUCCGCAGCGACAAGAGGAAGUUUGAGACUGAGCGACGUACUCUGGAAGACCAGAAGAAGGCACUGACGGAGGAAAAGAACAGAAUCUCAAGCAGGUCUCACGAUGUUCAAGCCGAGUUGGAUGCAAUGAAGUCUAAGCACUCCCAACUCGAACGCGAGGCUGAGGAGGCCAAAACGCUGCUUGCUGCUAGGCUCUCAGAAGAUGCCCAAGCGGAUAAAAACAGGUCACUCCUAGAGGCUCAAAUCAAGGAUCUCAAAGAACAACUCUACACUACUCAAAUGGACCUAAGCCGAGAACGACAAUCGCGCGAUGAUGUUCUGCUUCUCGGAGAACACAAGUACCAAAGCCUCAAGGAUGAGUAUGACAGUUUGAAUGAAGCAAAGAUUGUCAUUGAAAAGGAACUUUAUGUUCAGCAGGACACUUUACGGAGAGCCAUGGAAGCACGCACCGCAGUUGAGAAAGAGCGAGACGAGGCACGGGAUGAAAUCCGUCGACUGCGGGUGGCCAAAACGCAGGCUGAAGAAGCCCGUGUGCAAGCUGAAAUCUCUGGCGAGCGUCAGGCUUCCAAGAUGGCUCAAGAAAGAGAGCUCAGCCUGCGGAAGGACUUGGAUGCUGCACAUGAUCGAUUGCGGUGGUUUGAGGAUGAGUGCGCCAAGCUCAACCACGAAAUCGAGGAUCUUAACAAACUGAUUGCAUCUUCGGGCGAGUUUGGACUGAAAAACGACCAAGCAAAGGAGCGGAUGGAACGAGAGCUCAACACUGUCAAGAGCCGACUGGCUGCUUCUGAAAAUGACAAUAGGGCGCUUCUCAAUAAGCUCCAGCAAAAGGGGCUCGAGAUCGCCAGGUCCACCUCCCGUGCCAAUGAAGCCUCUCGCGGUCAUAUCAUCAGUCUGCAAAAGGAGAAGUCCAGGCUAGAAGAACAAAACGCUAAUUUGAACAAGCAGCUUGGCGAUGCCCAGGUGACAAUCGCAACUUUGGAGAAGAAGACGGAGAAGCUUCAACUCAAUCUCGAAGAUCUCAACCACGAGGUUGCGCGGGAAGUCCAGUCCAGCAGAAAUGCAGAGAAAGCUUCGUCUAACUUUACGGUUCAGCUUGCAGAGGCCAACAGAACCAUCGAUUCUGAACGUCAGCUGCGCACACAGUCACAAGCAACUGUUCGUACGCUACAGGCUACUAUAGAUGCCAGAGACAAGGAGCUCCAAGAGCUACGCGGACAAAUGCUCAAUGCCCUGCGGUCUGUCGACCCGGAAAUCCGGAUUCCUCCUCCGUCAGAUGACAGCAAUCAAAAGGCCCUCCUCAAAAACUUUGAUCUGGCACGCAAGGUCGAGGAGCUUCAGCAGAAUCUCCGUGUUCAGUCAGCUGCUAGGACCAACGCAGAAAGCCAACUCGCAGAUCUUCGUGCGACACGACACGAGAGCCCCGGUCGACCCAAGUUGGAAGAGAUUCACCUUAACGAGGCACCCUUCAACGGUUCUCCUACGCAGCGACGAGCUGCUAAGAUCAACACCCGGCGCUUCUCAAAUACCUCGACACCCAGAAAGGCAAAUCAGGACAUCACCGAGCAACACGAUACAGCCCGCUCAGACAAGACAGUCGACACACUGGCGGUCAACAAUCGCAUGGACCUAAAGGCCGAGGUUGAAGAGCUUCAAAAUCAGCUUCAGAUUACUCAGAUGCAAAAUCGCCACCUCCAAAGCCAGAUUGAUCGAGGCACUCCUGGUCCCGAUUCCUACAAUGACCAGAGCCCCUCUCUGCGUCGGAUGCAGAAGCUGGAAAAGGUCAACAGUAGGUUGCACGAAAUGCUCGAUGAUUCGACAAAGAAGGUGUCUGCUCUCGAAAAGAACAUCCGCACAGGCGAGUUGUCGCUGCGCGAUGUACAGGCUAGAUCGCACGAAGAAAUUUUGGAUGUGUUUAACAGUCAAGAAGAGUCACGACGUGCGCUUUUGCACAGCCACAAGGACGCUGUUGCUGAACUGACAGACGUGAAAUCCCACUUUGACAAAAUGCGUCACGAGAGAGCGAAACUCGAGGUUGAGCUGCGGGACACAAAGUCUGACCUGCAGGAGAUGGCAAUGGCUCGCGAACAGGAAGCACAGAGCCGCAGCCAGCUUCUGCAAGAGUACACCGAACUGCAGAUACGGCUUGACGCCGAGACUUCCAAGCUGGCUGACGUGUCGGGAAGCCUUGAGGUGUACAAGAGCCGGGCAGAUGAGUACUUUGGCAAGCUUGAACAGGCAGAAAUCGCCGUGCUCAAGGCCAGCCGAGCUGAACAAUUCGCCAAGUCACAGGCAAAGGAAUCAGAAGACACAUACAGUGAGGUGAUGGCAGAGCGCCAAAAGAUGGAUGCCACGAUUGAAGACCUCCAGCGUCAGAAUCAGCGCCUCGAAGAGCGUAUUGAGGACAUUUCUACCGAUCUCGAGUCCGUCACACAAGCCAAGAAGAGGCUUCAGCACGAGCUGGAGGACUACCGCAGCCAGCGCGCCAUGGACAUUGAGGACAAAGAGUCGAGCAUGGAGCAGACACGAAAGAAGUAUCAGGCCGAGUUUACCACCCUGACCAAGGAACUAGAUCUCGCUCGCGAGGAGAAGCUGUACAAGCAGGCUGAGAUUGCGCGACUUCGCGAAGAGCUGGACGAACUACGUUCAAAGUGGGAUGAUGAAGUCCUCAACAGCUCUACUUGGUCCAAAGAGAAGUCUCGUCUCGAGGCCACGCUUGCCGAUGUUGCUUCGUCUCGUGAUGAAGCCGUCAGUGCCCACAACGAAGCCCAGGGCAAGGUUGUAUCACUCCUAUCUCAAGUUCGAACGUUGCGAUCCUCGGUGGACGAGGUUACCUCUGAGCGCGAUCUCUUGCUACGCGAGAAGCGAAGUGUGGAAGCUCGGCUUGAAGAGGCCAAGGCCGGCCUAGAGGAGCUUGUGAAGGGUGAAAGCCCAUCUCUGCGUGAUGCUGCGAUAUUGGACAAGGAAGUCCUGGACUUGAAGUCUAGCCUUGCUCACCAGGAGGAUGUCGCUGCGGCGGCGGUCGAGAAAAUGAGGCGCGCAGAGGCCCUCGUUUCUGAUGUGCAAAAAGAGAUUGCGGCCGAGCGCGAAGCCAGCACCGAGUUGCAAAAGCAGAAGGCUGUCCUCGAAAAGAGUUUGAAUGAAGCCCAGUUGAAACUGAUUGACUUGGAGACAAAGGGCUUUUCUAGUGCCAGCCAAGACAUUAAGUUUUUGCAUAAACGAAUUCAAGAGCUCGAAUCUCAACUGGAGGACCAUGAGACAGAGCGGUCCAAGUCUCAGCGGUCGAACCGAAAUAUUGACCGCACUGUCAAGGACCUUCAGUCGCAAAUCGACCGUAAGGAGAAGCAGAAUACGCAGCUCUCGGAGGACGUGAACCGGAUGCGCGACAAGGUGGACAAGCUUCUAAAGACGAUUGACGAACUCCAAGCGUCCGAGUCGACAACGCAGCUUUCGGCUAGACGAGCGGAGCGAGAACUCCGAGAAGAAAAGGAGAAGGCUCUGCGUUUGGAGAAGGAACUCGAAGGGUGGAAAGGACUACGGUCAGAAAAGGCGUCUGCUGUUGGGAGCCUCCGCGGUCGUCUCGAUGGACCCGAUGUGCCCAACAGAUCGAGUAGCAUUAACAGAGCGCCUAGUCUUACGAAAGGAUUUAUUUGA
Molecule: messenger RNA, 7167 nt
Organism: Metarhizium robertsii ARSEF 23
Lineage: Eukaryota; Fungi; Ascomycota; Sordariomycetes; Hypocreales; Clavicipitaceae
Product: myosin-11-like protein
Exons: 3
Coding region: 1-7167 (2388 amino acids)
Biological process (GO): vesicle transport along actin filament; actin filament organization
Cellular component (GO): actin cytoskeleton; vesicle; myosin complex
Molecular function (GO): ATP binding; actin filament binding; microfilament motor activity
Source: RefSeq, a predicted model, not a curated record